Messenger RNA from Topomyia yanbarensis, 1441 nucleotides. RefSeq lists its product as uncharacterized. The transcript is spliced from 4 exons. The record is from RefSeq and is a predicted model, not a curated record. The coding region runs from base 513 to 1400 and encodes 295 amino acids. Lineage: Eukaryota; Metazoa; Arthropoda; Insecta; Diptera; Culicidae.
UGCAUGUUAUUCGUUGUAUUAAAAAAAGUUAUAUAAUAUAUUGUUUCGUACACUUAUCACUUCUAUCAGAAACUAGAUGAACUGCUUCAAACGCUACAAGGAAAGCUUGUACUAAAAUAUUAUAGUAUAAACAACGAAUUGGACAGGUUCCACCGUGGUAAACUACUGAAACUGGUUAUGGAAAAUUUACUCUGCGAAAUGAGUAUUACGGACAUAACCGCGGCGUGGUACACUAUUAUUCAUAAGGAAAUUACCAAAAUAUUUCCUAUGGAGGCUGGUGUAAGUAUCACCCAUAAUGGAUAAGGUCCAAACACAAUGGAUUUAAUAAAUAGUGCGUUGCGACGAGCUACGUGAAUCAUGGUCGACGUGACAAACAUUGCGGUAGUUGUAAAUGUAUGAAAUCCGCAUCCAUUGUGUUUGAACAUUAAGAGCGACUAAAUGGAAUUUGUGUGUGUUUCAAUUUCAAAAAAAAAACAUUGUAGCACUUCAAGGUUUAUUCAGGCAAACUAGCCAUGAUAAAGUACAAUUUGAACAAAAGGCUCAAAACUGGACCGCCAAAAUCCAACAAAAAAACGCCCGCUGUUGUGCUAGCAGGAGAAACAACAGAGCAGAAUAUGAUAGCAGCCAAAGAAUGGUUACGAUAUGGACGCGAACCCUGGGAAGAGGUCAUCCACCAAUGGAAAGCAAGCUAUAUUCUGCGGCGUAAAGAGUUUACUUCAUUGGAUGGAGCUGACGUUUGCAGUCUGUGGGCUGAGGAUAGUUGGCCAAUUUUAGCGCAGCCUACAGGACCAGAGCUGAUGGAGUACGAUUUUCAACAGACCUUCGCCUGCCAAAAUACCCUCUUCCAAAAAUGGCCAAUGUUCAUUGAAAAAAUUUAUAAAUUGGCAAAAAAACAACUCAAAAGUGCGCGACAUGUUCAGAUGAUUGAAGAAUAUGGUGCAAAAAAGAAUGAGGUACUAUUUGCGCAUUUGAUGUGCGGAAUGCUCAACCCUGGAUUGGUGAAACAAAAUUUCAAGCCAUCGUUUCAGGAUGUUGAGAAGGGUUUUGUACUACUUGUGCAGAGCGAGAAUGACGUCAUCAAUGCCAUAAACAAACACCGUGAGCAUAUGGCGGAGAAGGGCGUACGAUUGCAACCACGCGUAGUUGCAGUUUGCAACGACGCCGUUUCCCAUUUCUAUACGUACAUCGACGCAGGUAACAUGCAAAAAGCAAACAGCAUGGUACACGCAAUCGAUAUUAUAUUCAAAACAUGUAUGCUGAUAGAUGCUUCGUAUCCACCCGAAGCACGUUCCGUAUGGACGUUCGUGCAGACAUUUUUCUACGGAAUAACAACAAUUUAUGAUCGACGUUUUCAGUGCGUUGAUGCAUUGUGUGCAGAAUUGACAGAACAAACGAAUUAAAGUUCGUUCGAAUAAGUUUCGUUUUCGAAACAAGUAUACUA